AUGGAAACACCUUCAAUUAUAGAAACUCAGAGCAAAGGAGCUGAGAUUUACCAGGGAGAGGCAUGCAAGGAGAACCUUGGGAAGCUCUUGGAGGAAUUCUCGGUGCCGAAAGGUGUGUUCCGUGUCGGUGAGGUCGAGGAGGUUGGUCUGAACCGAUCCACGGGGUUCUUCUGGUUGAAGCAGAAGGAGAAAACGGAACACUACUUCCCGGGCCUAGGGAGUAUGAUAUAUGAUUCGCAGAUCACAUCCUGCAUCGAUCAAUCUCACUUGACGAAUAUCACAGGACUCCAAGCGAAGCAGUUCUUCAUCACGGCUACAGUCAGCGAUGUACACGUUGGGGUCACCUCCGACGACACAGUCAAAUUUACCACUACACUUGGUUUGUCGCGUGACCAGCCGAUCUCUGCCUUUGAACCCGAAGAUGAGAACAAGAGCAUCUGA
Salvia hispanica is the source of this 441-nucleotide messenger RNA. RefSeq lists its product as uncharacterized. NCBI's taxonomy places the organism in Eukaryota, Viridiplantae, Streptophyta, Magnoliopsida, Lamiales, Lamiaceae. The record is from RefSeq and is a predicted model, not a curated record.